Messenger RNA from Ogataea philodendri, 3198 nucleotides. RefSeq lists its product as uncharacterized. The transcript has a single exon. Gene Ontology annotation, biological process: actin cytoskeleton organization. Bases 1 to 3198 code for a protein of 1065 amino acids. The record is from RefSeq and is a predicted model, not a curated record. Gene Ontology annotation, molecular function: actin binding. Lineage: Eukaryota; Fungi; Ascomycota; Pichiomycetes; Pichiales; Pichiaceae.
AUGGCUUCAGCUGCCGGGAAUUUUAUGUCUGAGACUGCCGGUUUGAAAGCCAAGAUUCAGCACACUCACUCUCCUCCUUACACUCAGGACUCAUACUCAAUGAGUACUGUGCAGGACGACGACGAUUUUAAAAAUAUGGAUCGAUCGUCCUCUUUCCAAACAAGCACGUCCUCGUCGAUACGCGAAUACUCUAGCGAGCCUGGGUUCAAGCUGGCUGGCGAGAUGACCAAUGUUGGCUUUUAUUCGGGACCAAGCAUGAACCACAGCGGUCUAAAUAACACCAAACACGCUACUCACGUGAGACGGUCUUUAGUGGUGUCACCUUCCAUGAAGACAAUUGUUCUGAACCCAGAACCAGCGACCAGCCAGUCUGAAGAGCUCCCCGCCGAGGAGCCAACAAGAACCAUCGGACUGGCAAACAGUCCUAGUUUACAAGCUCUUGACGAUAUCUUAAACGCCAAAACGCAGCACAAAGCCAACAGCUCCUUCACAGCCAUCCAGGAAGAGGCAGAACCACAAGACCAAGCAGAAUACACACAGGAUACCGUGUAUCACAUGCCUGUUAAUCAAUCCUUUGCAUCUUUUUUCACAGCUCAUACUUCCACAACCGCUCCCGAAGCCACAGAUCUUAUCUCGCUCUCCAGCACCAUCAAGGACAAAGCGGCCGACGAGACCCCGACCCUCAUGACGCCGAACCUGUUUUCUCCGUCAAUGGUGUUCAACGAGCCUGUGGAAACGUUCAGGGUGUUUGACAACAAUCCAGCAAUUCCCCAGUCUGGCUCUUUCAGCCAGCAGAGCCACGAAUCGUCUGCUAUCUAUGAGAUGGGAUACGACGAACAGGAGUCCUACGUGCCUCGCAACAGAUCUCCUCGUCGUGUUGAACAGAGAUACUCCAUGAGGCUUGUGGACGACUCUCCGGUCGUCACGCACGAUGCUUUCUCCACUCCCGUGACCAUACAAGAUGUGUUUUCUACACCAGGAACUGUCCAGGAUAAUUACAGAUCGUCCAUCGAUACACCAAAGAGGCUUUCUCAUUUGGAAGCAAACUCAGACGACGAGCGCGAGCAAACUGCAGAGCCGGGGCCAGAACCUGUAUUUGUUCCUCAACAACAGCAAGAACCGCAGAGUGUUCCAGCCGAAUCGCAACAACAAACAGUCGAACCAGAGGCCGAGAAUCCAAAGUCGCUGCCAAAAGCUCAGGAAAAAGAGCUACCCCCUGUUCCAAAAAACAAACGGUUGUCGUUCAAGGGGCUGUUUAAAAACAAAAAGAGCAUGCAGUCUUCUCCAUCUCUGGCUACCCAUGAAAAGCAGUUUGAACCUCACACGCGCAAUGGCCAUGCCAGACCAAAAAGUUUCAGUUUCUUUGAGGAACCGCGCGAAUCGAAACUACAGGACGAUCCUAAGGACCGCAGAAGAAGUCUUCUUACGAGCUGGAAGAGAAAGAGUCUUGCUCCAGAGCAGGAGAAGUCAAAGAGAAAGAGUUUCUUCGGACGUAGCAAGUCUCUCAAUGUGAUCGAGUCUCCAGCUCAAGAGCCGGAAAGAAGGAUAUCCUCUAGCGACAAGGAGAACCAGCCUGAGCCUGUGACCCGUGCCGGCUCACAGCCUUCAGAGGACCGCAAAUCUCUCCUGGAUACCUAUGGAUUCUCCGGUAAGGAAUCUCCCUCUGAUCUUGGAGUGGUGUUGUCGACUCCUCUUGAAUCGCAAACGGAAUUCGUCAACAGUAACCCAAUGUUCUUGGAGUCUCCAAAGUUCAUAUCUCCCGAGGAAAGACGUGCAUCCACUUUCCAUCCGUCAGAUGAUGUGGAGUCUGCUGAGAUUCAGGCAGAGUCAGAUCUUUACCGUCUUGACACUCCAUCUCCGGUGAAUUUCAGCUUCCAAAGCCCAGAAAAGCCAACAUUGGCUCCAGAAAGAAGCGGCAACUUCUCGCAUAUGAAGAGAGACGACAGUUUCACGAGACUUCUUGCCGGUGAGUCUAUCUUCCCUAAAAGUUUGGGUGCUGAUGAGAUUGAGAGUAUUGUAACGCUCGAACGGUCACGGUCUAUGAGAUCCUUGAGAUCUCCUAAAUCUGGACCAACCUCGAUCGUCCACUCGGAUUCUUUCAACAGAUCUAUCGUGGAGAUGAUCAACAGUGAGAGAUCAGACGAGCCAAUUGUGACUGCUGACGGGAUGGUUGUGGUGAGAUCGCCAAUCUCGUCGAUUUCUUCACCAAAGAGCGUCAGACGUCAUGGCGUUCUGAAGCAGACCAAUGAACCAAUACAGGAAUUCGGUAUGGAACAAGAAGAGCUGGAUGAUCUGUACAACAUGAUCCAAUUUGGUGACGACACAGAAAUAGACACCGACUUCCAUUUCGAGACUGAAGCCGGCAAGGAUGGACUGGAACCUCCUAUCACGUUUGGCUCGCAGCCACGGUACGAAGAAGAAGAGCCAAGUCCAGAAUUGGUUCCUACCGAGCCAUACAUGGAUUCUCCACAGUCUGCCAAUUGGGAGGCUGCCAGCGACUGGGAAGAGUACAAUUCCACAGGACACUCGGUGGAUGAUCUGAACCAAACACACUCUUCUACUAGCUUCAACUACAACCCUCAAAGAUUCUCGAUGGAGAGCACGGGAUCUGCAUCUUUUGGAAGCCCUGGAAGCGAGAGACAGUCAAUGGGACUGAAAGGACCGGCUUUCACCCCGGUUGCAAAACAGUUCCCAGCUACCAGAAGAUACAGCAGCUAUUCUUAUGAGGACGAGCCAGAAAAGGACUUUGAGGAUUACAUUGCCGAGGCAUCGCAGGCGAGCCCGGUUUCACAAGAGCCUCCGGCCCCAGAAAGAAUACGCAAGUCUCGGAGAAUGUCGCUGAUUGGCAAGCUAAACAAAAAGACAGAGACUGGAUCUUCAUUUUCGAGAAGAAACAGAACCAAGUCACAAGGCUCGAUAAGAUUGAGUUUCUUUGGUUCCAAGUCUAGUAUCGACACACGCGACUUGAACGCCACUCCAAUGGGGUCUCCAAUGGUGGAAGUCCCACGGGUCCGGUUCUCGUCCAAGAUCUUGCUAUUCGAGACGUAUGACGAGUACGAUUACGACAGAAAACCAGACCAAGCCACCUGUAACCAGCUGACACCGCAGCUGGCGUUGCAGAUCAAGAGCGAGCUAAAUGAGCUCAAAGCAGAAAUGCCUGUCCACGAACUUUCCAAAUGCUACACGCAGUUCUUUUAG